AUGGCCGAGGUGAAAUCGAUAUUGCCGGAGCUAGGUCUGUUGUAUGUCACCAGCAUUCGCGGGAGCUAUGUCAUAUGGGUCUCAGAAAUUCUCUCGACAUCGGCUGGGAUGCAGAAAAUACGGAUCGCCGCAGUGGAGUGUUUCGCUAGCCCGCCCCUGUCCCAUGCAGCUGGUAACGGCCGAGGGCUUGACACGGUAGCCAAUUGUGUUCUGGAAUUCAAGCUGCACCACAAACCGGGAGGGCGCCAAGGAUAUGUGUCGGUUCGAUCAUAUGUCCGGAAGGCACUUGAGAAGGCACUUGAUGAUCUAGUCUCGUUGAUCCAUUUAUACUACCCGUGUUUACUUCGGAAACCGUAUGUUGUCUACCCAUCCCCUGAAUAUCUCGCUCGCCUUGAUGUUCCCGAGAACCCUUUACGGAAUACGAUACUACUGCAGAAACCGGAAGACCUCGCCCUGUACCUUGGCUCGGAUAUCCCACAUGACUACGGAGGUUGUGGCAGACCCCUAGCCGAGUUGAACUGUCUUGAAGAGAUGCAACUUCGGUUGGAAGACCUGGGCAAUGGGGGGAACGACCCGGAGGUAGAAGGCGUAGGCGAUAAUGGGACAAAUGAGGACGCGGAACAUGAUCAAACGUCAGGGGUUGGCGGUUCCGUUGAUAAUCAGCCGGGCACUAUGCUGAGGACCUCGUAUCAGACAAGUCAUGGUCCUCGACUCGUCUGGGCUGAUAGCGAUAUGAUCAUGAAACUUUGCCAUGGGGUUCUUCUCGCCAAGGCUGAGGCUAUGCACUUAAAUCUCUACGCGGACAGGCAUUGCUCUGCCUUAAUUAUUGAGUGCAUAUAUUCUCGAUGGAACUGCCAAGUGUUGAGACAGCGCUUCACCGGCAGAACAACAGAGAAUCCUGAAAUAAUUGGUUUCAUCGGUUGGUUAGGGGGCUACGCUGCAAUGAAGGCAAUGGUCCAAUUUUUGCGGGACCGCCUCCCCCCAAAGCUACUCGAGAGCGAAAAUGAUCUCGAAUCCAGUUUCUGGGCUAGCAAGUAUAUCCUGUACCAGACCGUACAGGGGCUCAAGGGACAUGAUCUUGACUUUACACACGGCGAUCUCUACCAGGGAAUAUGCUCGUCCGUUGUGCUUCUGGAUUGGGGAUUACCCGGCUUUUGGCCGGAAUACUGCAAGUCCUAUCGUGGCAUGUCUAAUCGCCCUUGGAGGACAUAUUGGGAUCGCCUGGUGGAAAUAUUUAUCCCGCCUUAUUAUGUGGAAUAUGACGUGAUGAAGAUCUUUGGAACUGUGUGGUAUUGA
Molecule: messenger RNA, 1296 nt
Organism: Aspergillus alliaceus
Lineage: Eukaryota; Fungi; Ascomycota; Eurotiomycetes; Eurotiales; Aspergillaceae
Exons: 7
Coding region: 1-1296 (431 amino acids)
Source: RefSeq, a predicted model, not a curated record